UUAGUGUGAGUACAUUAAUAAAUCAGCAUUCUCCUGGGGCAUAAAAUAGAUCCUUACUUCAACUUUGAGAUGUUCUGUGACAGGAUGAAUUAAAAGCUGAAAAGUAUAAAGCAGAUCAGCUUUUGUUUGCACAAUUUAGUCCACCUGCUGCAACAUAUAGAUCUAGAGUGUUUUCCUGAUCAUAAAGUACGCCAUGCAGAAUCUGAAGAUUCAAAAAGAGCAGGAAUCCAUCAUUUGAUUAUGUGAUUUGUUCUGUGAUUGCAGAGAAUAAAAGCUGUCUCUCAGUGAGAAAAGCUUCCAGUAAUUUGUUUAAGAGUGUAACAUGUGGAGGUGUAUGCAGUGGGUGGCCUGAGUGAGAGCGUUCAGAAUACCAAAGAAAAACUGGUAAUUGUGCUUUAGGAAGCACAUUUUCACAAGGCAGUUCAGUUUGGUUUAGUUUCUCUCUGGGAGGUUGAAGAAGAAAACUAAACUCUUUAUCACUGUCUUCAUUUCCUACUCAAGGUUUUAAAUUUGUGAAACUAAACACAAAACAUACAAGUAUAGAAGUAUCUCAGCUACUUUACGGUGAAACCAAGUAAACAUAAAUUUAAAUUUGAGGCCAGUAACAUGUUUUAUUGAAGCUGAAUUAGGAGCAAAACCGGACUAUAUAAGUUCAUAUAAAGAGUUUUCCCAGUGUUGAAGUAAAAUAUAAAAAACAAGAUUACAAUUACAAAACAUCAGGGCCGGAUUAACAAGGAUAUGGGCCCCUUGGCUGGAAGCCAUUUUGGUGCCCUAUCCUUUAAACAAAAAUAAUUGUGCUACUGCAAAUUAAAGUACAUUAAUAUGUAGUACUACACAUUAAUAUGUAGUACCUGUUCCUACAUAAUUCAGUAGGAACAGGUGAUAUCUACCAACGAUGGUAAGUAUGUUGUUCCCCAAAACAUUAUCACAACAUCAUAAUUUUAAAAUACUUGGAUACUUUUUAUAUUCAGAAAUCCCCAAAUAUUAUUACAACUCCCCUGAUAUGGGCUGAUGACUUUUAUAUCAAAUGUAAUGUCAGCAAAACACGCAUUAAUAAAAAAAAUCUGUAGAGCCUAACAAAAAAUAUUGGAGCCCUGGACUACUGCAAUCCCUUCUGACCCAGACAGUAUGGUAAUAGUAAUGUACAAGACUAUAUUAUGAAAUAAAAUCUUUGAAAUAGUAAUAUCAGGCUCAUGAUCCAAUGGACGUGCAACUGAGUCUGAUUAUUUUAGUCUGACUGCUGCUGGGAGGAAGGAUCUGCAGUAAGGCUCCUUCCUCUCUGCAUUUAGGAUGCAGUAGUCUGUCAAUGUGUUGGACGAUUGCAAAAGAUUGCGAUAAAAUAUGUUGAAAUGUUUAGUUGAAACAUGACAAACUGUAUACUAGUGAGUUAGGUAAUAGUGGAAGUAGACUUCCACUAUUUUAGUGAAAUGUCAUGACGAAAUGUCCAGUCCUCUUUUCCAGGAUUCUGUCCAUUUAAAACAUAAUAUCGGCGCAUCUGUUUGAAUUAGGACGUUCAGAAGCAUGAAUCGGAUCAUAAUUUCUGAGAGUGUUAUUCAGAGCCAGACCAUGAAUGGAUGCUGGGUGAUUAAAGUCGCUUGAAUCUCUGCACCUUUAAAUUUCUCAGCUCCUCCCUCUUCUCAGUGACAAGCCCGCAGAGCUUUUUCUUUAAUGCAUCCAGAGGAAAUGACAAACCAGAGGCGCUCUGUGGGCAGGCAUGUCCAAUAUUAACACUGAUCCUGGGCUUUAGCCGCUGCCGUUCAGCCUCAACUCACAUGUGACUGGCGCUAACUGGACAUCUGCGGUCCCGCUCGUUACUCUGCGGACGCCCCGGGGGUGGGGGGCUGGAGUGGACUCGCUGAAUGGACGUCGAUGGACUGGACUGACAUCCACUUCAGUCCGACUGAAGUGGAAGAGAAAGAGCGAAAGAGAGCUGUGCGUGUUGGAAGUUUCCUGCUCCAAACAGAGCGGCGGCGCGGUGUGCGUGUUGGAUGCGUGUUGGAUGCGUGUGGAAGUGCGUGUUGGGUGCGCAGCGCCCGCUGGAGCUGGAGCUGAAGCUGGAGCGGUGGUAGUGGAGGUGCUGGAGGUGGAGCGAAGUUUAACGCCGUGAUUUUCUCUUUUUUUUUGUUUGUUUAUUUUUCGCUCGAUUUCCUCCGAUUCUGUUGUGUCGCCAUAAUGUCCCGUAAGUGGACAGGUGGGCAAACGUUUCCCCGAUGAAAACGGAUCAUUUGUGCAGAGGCUCAGUGAUCGUGACUGUGAUGAUGAUGUCGAGUAAGAGCGUGGAGUGGCUGCAGGACGAGCUGGAGUCCGGGGCCGGCGCGCUGCUGCUGCUGGACUGCAGACCCCAUGAGCUGUACGAGUCGUCGCACAUCGAGUCCGCCAUCAACCUGGCCAUCCCGGGCCUCAUGCUGCGGAGGCUGAAGAAGGGCAACCUCCCCAUCCGCUCCAUCAUCCCCAACAACGAGGACAAGGAGAAAUUCGUCAAGCGGUGCAAGACGGACGUGGUUCUUCUGUACGACGAGGCGACGUCGGAGAGACACGAGUCCGGGCUGGGGAGCUCCGUGAUGGGGCUCCUGCUGCAGAAGCUGCGGGACGACGGCUGCAAGGCUUUCUAUCUGGAGGGAGGAUUCAACAAAUUCCAGUCCGAGUAUCCAGAACAUUGUGAGACCAAUCUGGACUGCUCGUGCCCCAGCAGCUCCCCGCCGACCUCGGUCUUGGGCCUGGGCGGACUCCGCAUCAGCUCUGACUGUUCGGACGGAGAGUCCGACCGAGAGCCGAGCAGCGCCACGGAGUCGGAGGGCAGCCCGCUCCCCAACAACCAGCCCGCCUUCCCCGUCCAGAUCCUGCCGUACCUUUACCUGGGCUGUGCCAAAGACUCUGCAAACCUGGAUGUGCUCAGCAAGUACAACAUCAAGUACAUCCUGAACGUCACGCCCAACCUGCCCAACAUGUUCGAGCAUGAGGGAGACUUCAAGUACAAACAGAUCCCCAUCUCCGAUCACUGGAGCCAGAACCUCUCGCAGUUUUUUCCUGAGGCCAUUUCAUUUAUUGACGAGGCUCGUUCCAAAAAGUGCGGCAUCCUGGUUCACUGCUUGGCCGGGAUCAGCCGUUCGGUCACCGUCACCGUGGCCUACCUGAUGCAAAAGCUCAACCUGUCGCUCAACGACGCCUACGACUUCGUCAAGCGGAAAAAGUCCAACAUUUCCCCCAACUUCAACUUCAUGGGCCAGCUCCUGGACUUUGAGCGGACGCUGGGCCUCAACAGCCCCUGCGACAACCGCGCCACUUCCCCGCAGCACGACCAGCUCUUCUUCACCACCCCCACCAAUCACAACGUGUUUCAGCUGGACACACUGGAGUCCACUUGAGAGUAUGACUUAAGACUGUCCCAACCCCCUCUCUUUUUUUAAGAGGCAGGAGGUAACGAGCGGCUGCAGUGGGAGGAAAGCAGCCGGUUUUACUGAGGCUCCUGCUCCAAGAGCCUGGCCACAGAGCUGCUCUGGAGCGACCGGAGGGUCACUGAAGCCAAGUUUAAGAAGAUGUGAGAGGAGUUUCUUUAACCCAGAGCAGUGGACUGUGGGAUUACACCUGAGCUGUCAAGGCUCGACUAAGUUGACUCAAGGACCGCAGCAGAACUGACAGCUUAAUACAAAGAAAGGAACAUGGAGGAUCCACAGAGACGACGGCAUUGUCAUGCUGAGCUUGUUGGCGUCUUGUGGAGAAUCUGGGAUUUAUUUGCUCUACUAAAUGUAGAGUGUUUCUUUAAAACCAAGGAAUUAACACACACACACACACACUUAAAAAAAGUAUGUAAGUUUGUACUGUAUGUAACGUAAACAGCAGAACAUGUAUGAGAAGUCCUUAACAAAUUCAAUAUGUCUAUAUGCAUUUUUGUAUAUUUUUAUGUACAUUUACGCACAGAUCUGUAUGUUUAUAUAAUGAUAUAUUCUUUAUCUUUGUCCAAAAACAAAGUGAUUCAAUCUGAAAAUGGCUUAAGAGAUUGUAAAACUAAAGAAAGGGAAGAGUUGUUGGAGUUUUUUGUUUUGUUUUUUUUUCCGACUUGUUUUUAAUUUUUAAUGACACAAUGCAGUUUGCACAGUGGUGUAGCCAACAUAGAUGUGCUGGCACUUGAUAAAGAGACAUUCAGAGAGGAGGAAGAGCAGACAGAGGAGAGGCCAGUCCCAGGCUGCGACGAGUCCGGACAGCUGUGCAGUGCAGUGGGGAGGGAACGGGGACCCGGAGUCCCGGACUGAGGUCAGGGGUCUGGGUGAAGGUUAGGAGUUGGCUUUGCCCUCCUUCCCUCCCCAUUCCGCUGCUCACUCAGCUGCCAAUGAGGAGCCGCUGGGUUGUGUCCACCAGCUUAGUCGUUUCAUCGAGAAAAACCAAACUCUUGAACUUUUUUCCGUUAUUGCAUCACAAGCUUGUUUUGCCAAACUGGUCUCUGCCUGCUCAGACUCUCGUGUGUUUUUUUCUUUUUGGAAACUUCCCUCAGAGCAAAAGGAGGAAGUGAUUAACGGUUCAGAGCAACUUUUUCGGGCACCUUAUCUGAGCGGUCUCGCUUUUGCCAAAAAGGACACCAGGAAGAGGGACGGCGGGGGCGGAAUCUGGUGUUUGUGCUGUGGACUGGGACCGGCCUCAGAGACAGACUGCACUGACUGUCCCGUCACGACAUUAAGGGUCAGCAGAGGAAAACGCUCUUAGUAAGGAUCACCCAAUUUAUUACAGAUAGUUUUAAGCCUUGGCUGUAUCACCAGAGAGAUAUAUUAAUAGUGGAAAGGGAAUUUAUAUAAUACUGGUAUUAAACAAAUGGAUCUUAUUUUGUAUACCUGAGCAUGCUGUGGUGCUGUGUGCUCUCUAACAGUCUUUGUAACAAAGGAUUGGAUGUUGCUUUAAAACGUGGGAGGACUUUUUGUUUUCAAAGUAUAAAUGAUUUUCUGGGACAACAUGCACAUCUGCUGCGCUUAAAAUAAAGAACAACUGAGAAUUAAGAAAAAAUCCCAACAAAUGGCUCUAUUCUGCUCCUUUACUGGCAAAUUAUUUCCUUCAUUCCUUGAGUCAAUUUGGACACAAGAUAACAUCUUAGCAUACACCAUGCCACUCAGAUUAAGGUUUUAAUAUCUUAAGAUUUAGACCAAAAGAAAGGAAAUAAAGCAGCUAUUUCUGCUCUAGCUUUUAAUCUACCAAAUGCCACACAGCUAGGUUUAUUUGACCAAGCGAAAAAAUAGGCUGUGUAAUCAUGGAGUCGUUUUUAAUCGCACGCAAAGCUGGAAGCCAAAUAAUCAGAGCUAAAACAAGGCAGUCGUCAGAUUUUAAAAGCUAAAAGUAGGCAGGAAACGUUUGAUUGACUAAUACUUCCUUUAUUCUGGAGAUGCAUCAAUCAAGCUUUUCUGACUUCUUUAAGGUGAAACCUUAAUACCAAUUGUGACCAACGAAGUCUUUCUUUCAGUAGUCUAUUGGGUAUCAUUCUUCAGUUGUUUUCUUGACUCUUUCUUUCGUCUGGGCUUUUAUAUUCCUUUGCGGAAAGUGAAUCACUACCAAAAAUGAGGUUUCAAAUUGCUGAGCAGAGCCAUUAAAAAAAAAAAGUAUCCUCUUCAACUCUGGCCUGACCAAAUUGGUGCAUCUCUUUUCAUUUAGCUGAUGAUUUAAAGUGAAUUUUCAAAAAAAUAAAGUACAGGAUGUUCAAGUCCAAAGUGAUUCUCUCAUAAAUCAGGAAAAUUUUUUCAUGAAGCCCAGCGUCUAUCAGUAACUGAUGGUCAAAGAGCAGAUGUGGACGGGGUCUAAACAGAAAUAAAGCUCCGGGUCUCUGUGGGAAGCAGCAUUUGGAUCUCCUCGUUGGUUUAAAGCUGGCCUUAUAUAACCUUUCUAACGCUGACUGUUCAAUACUCUUGUAAUCACACUUAUUAAAAAACAUUUCUCUGUUUUUGUUUUUUUUUAAUAGGAAUACUGUAAAAUUAGAGAGGCACGCUGCCUUCGUACCAUAACGGGUCACACGAGGUCCUCUUUGUUACUCUGCAGUAUAUCAGAAAACCUUGUUUUGCAGGAUUUUGUACAUCUAAGACCUCGAUGUUUUUAAAUUCCUCUCCUUUUCUACAAUAUCUGCUCCGUGUUACCGUUCAGGAUCCAGCAGGAUUAUGAGCUUUUGGACUGAAACACCAUUUCACCUGGAGCAAAUGUGUCCAUCAUCAGAGGCCAUUGCAGACACACACACACACACACACACACACACACACACACACACACACCCCCACACACACACACACCACACACACACACACACACACCCACACACAUACACACGCCUACACACCCAAAGCUUUACACAGCUUGAGCUGUGCUUCAGCAUGCCAGUAUUUGUCUCAACACCCGGCUUAAAUAAUUACAAAUGUUUUCUUUUUCCUCAUAUUUUGAUAUAAUGUGCUCUAUGCUAUUCCUGUGGCCUUUCAAUAUGAAUAUACUGUAUAAUCUCAGUAUAUGUAUACAUUUUGAAUUUAUAUGCAAAGUUGAUCUCAUAUUACGAAAACAAUAUGAUCGAGGUUUCUUGUUUGGAUUCAUAUCCCAUUUACAAUAAAACGGUGAGCAGCGAGAACUUGAUCAUUUGCACCCGAGGACAGGAAUAUUUCAAGGCGCAGCUUUUCUAUUUAAAGAGAACACGGUUUAUUUCGAGCUGCUUUCUUCUGGGUGGUGUUUUUUGUUGUUGUUGUUGUUUUCUGUUUUGUGUGUGUGUUUGUGUCUUUCUAACAUCAAAAGAGAAAUCGAGUCAUUUUCUCUGUUUGUAAAUUUCCCAGAUCACGGGAACGGACGUUUCUGUGCCCUUAAACUUGUAGCUACAGUACAUGCGCUCGAGAGAGGAAGGUUGUGUAAAAAAUCGAGAGCAGAUAGAGGAGCGGGAGGAGGCAGUGCCACGAUAAAACAAAAUGACAGGAGGAGUGAAUGAUUUGAUGUUACCUCAGUGAGGAAUUCUUCAGGGAUAUUGUUUUUUUUUUGUUUUCUUUUUUGACAAUGCAUCUUGCAUCGUGUUACAGCUUAAAAGUCACGUGGAAUAGCUGUUUUAUUUUGUGCUGUAAACGUUUCUUUUUUUGUUUUUUUUUUUUAAAUAAUGAUUUAAAAAAAAAAAUGCAAUCUGUCUCUGUAGAAAAAGGACGGGCAUGUUAACCAGGGCGGUCACCCUUCUGUCUACUGAGAGAAAAGUAUUGUACAGUGUAUGGAAGCAACUCAAGACAUGUUUAUACAACAAAUAAAUCUUGAAAUAUUUUUUUCUUUAA
Messenger RNA from Poeciliopsis prolifica (blackstripe livebearer), 7259 nucleotides. RefSeq names its product dual specificity phosphatase 7 (gene dusp7). The coding region runs from base 2211 to 3365 and encodes 384 amino acids. The record is from RefSeq and is a predicted model, not a curated record. Gene Ontology annotation, cellular component: cytoplasm; cytosol. Gene Ontology annotation, molecular function: protein tyrosine/threonine phosphatase activity; MAP kinase tyrosine/serine/threonine phosphatase activity. NCBI's taxonomy places the organism in Eukaryota, Metazoa, Chordata, Actinopteri, Cyprinodontiformes, Poeciliidae. The transcript has 3 exons. Gene Ontology annotation, biological process: negative regulation of MAPK cascade; protein dephosphorylation.